Messenger RNA from Pyricularia oryzae 70-15, 1433 nucleotides. Its product is annotated as methyltransferase-UbiE family protein. The transcript has a single exon. The record is from RefSeq and is a predicted model, not a curated record. NCBI's taxonomy places the organism in Eukaryota, Fungi, Ascomycota, Sordariomycetes, Magnaporthales, Pyriculariaceae. Bases 245 to 1066 code for a protein of 273 amino acids. Gene Ontology annotation, molecular function: methyltransferase activity.
AAACCGACCUAGGUAUCGUAUAACAGGAUGAUUAGAUAUUUAAGGUAGCCAAAGGAACCUCAUUGAACCAAGUAUGUUUUUUACUUCGUACGUCACCACCACAACAUAUUAGAUUUGAGAGCUGAAAAGUCACCACUACUAGCGGUCAGACAUAGAAAGCUAGAAAUUUAUAUCAAGUUAUACUCAAGACAACACCUGCAACAUUUGUUUUCUGCCGAGAACGCCGAGAACGCAGUUAGGCAAAAUGUCGGAUCAACAGGGCGACGGUAACUAUACCAUGGGGUACUCCCAGGCUACCACAGCCAGCCACGUAGCGAGGACUGCCGAGGUGGAUGCGGGUUUUUUGCUUCCACAUCUCAAGCCUACCGACAAAAUCCUGGACGUAGGAUGUGGUCCGGGCACCAUCACUAUCGGCUUUGCGGCAAUCGCCCACGAUGGUGAGGUCGUCGGCAUCGACAUCUCCGAAGAUAUUCUGGGCCAGGCGCGGCAGGUCGCGGCGAAAGCCGGGUCACCCUCGAACCUAUCCUUCCGACACGGCGAUGUCCUCAAGGGCCUCGACUGGAUCCCGGACGGCACAUUUGACGCCGUCUACGCCUCGCAGGUUUUCCCGCAUUUGCCUACCGCAGAGAUGAGGGAGCAAGCACUGAGCGAGAUGCGUCGCGUGCUCAAGAAGGAUGGCAUACUGGCCACACGGACACUGGCGGAUAUGCAGUGGUAUCCGAGGGAACUGGGCCUCAACGAACUUCUUGGCGGGCGCAUGACCAAGGCAUUUGCCACCAGUGAUUAUGUUGGCCCAUGGAUGCCAGCCCUGUACAGAAAAGUUGGCUUUGAAAAGAUCAAGGCUGGGGCAGGAACCCGUGUGAGCGCCACGGAAGAGGAAAGAAGAUGGCUGGUAGGCACAUUUGGCGGUCGUCUGGCACCUGGCGAGACGGUUCGGAAGAGCUGGAUCGAGGCUGGAAUCAGUGAGGAGGAGGUUGACACCACAAGACGUGUCCUGGAAACUUGGGCAAACACCGAGGAUGCAUGGUAUAUUGGCGUCCAGGCGGAUAUUUUGGGAUGGAAAUGAACUAGGUCUAGUUCUAGUUCUAGACUAGAUACCACCUUACCUACCUACCUAGUAGGUAUAGAUACCUGGCAAGGUAGACAUGGUGCCUCGCGUGUCUGCCCUAGAGAAGGCACCUAGGAAUGCGAAAACGCUGCUAAAUAUAACCUAAGGUAAGCAGUGUAUCCAUCCGCGUUGCCAACCUGUAUCUAUCUGCCAUCCCAUUGUGCUGAAGUGUUUUGCCUGCUGCAAAAUCUUGUCCGAGCUAGCUGACUGGCUGGCUGGCUUGGCUGUCAGGUUGUGAUCAAGCGCACGGACCAAUUCAAUUCACUCAAAGCAGUGGGGCUCUCGACUUUUUUUUUCAUUUCUAGAAGCAAAUGAAUCGCCACGG